Molecule: messenger RNA, 468 nt
Organism: Selaginella moellendorffii
Lineage: Eukaryota; Viridiplantae; Streptophyta; Lycopodiopsida; Selaginellales; Selaginellaceae
Product: probable serine/threonine-protein kinase MRK1 homolog
Exons: 2
Coding region: 1-468 (155 amino acids)
Biological process (GO): protein phosphorylation
Molecular function (GO): ATP binding; protein kinase activity
Source: RefSeq, a predicted model, not a curated record
AUGCUCGAUAGAGGAAGCUAUGGUGUUGUUCGUAAAGGAAUGUGGCAUCAAAGGCUAGUUGCAGUCAAGGAGUUCAAGGAGUCUCAAGAUCUUCCAUCACGAGAACUGCCCGCAGUAUCAAGUAUACAGGCUGCUCCUCACAUUGUUCAAACCAUCAGCUACUACAAGGUUGACAAAAGCUGUACCCACUUGGUCAUGGAGGUAAUGAGGAUGGAUCUAAAAGAGUAUGCCAGCAAGAACAAAGGGCUCACGCUCUUGCAACUGGUCGAGAUGCUGCUCCAGAUUACCAAGGGCCUCGAGUUCCUGCAUGGGAAAAACAUUGUGUACAGAGACCUCAAGCCAGAAAACGUACUAAUCGAUUUCACUGAUGAGGACGAAGAGCAGCUUGUCCUGAAACUCACUGAUUUCGCCUGCCAUCGGGACGCCAAUAGCAGAGCUGGAGGCUCUGAUAUGUCGAUGUUCUUCUGA